UAGUAACUGACUACUAUCCAGACCUAACAGCUGUCCAGACCUGCCGCUCCUCCGUCCGAACCUCCGCUCGGCGUGCCGUACUCCCGCGACCGCUCCUCGCGAAACCCCUCAUCUACCUCCACGAUGCUUGAGUUCCGCACUCAAGGCUUCAACGGUUACAGUGUCAAAUACAGUCCCUUUUUCGAUUCACGCAUAGCGGUUGCAUCGGCGGCAAACUUUGGGCUUGUGGGAAAUGGGAGGCUGUAUAUACUAGGAUUGACACCAAAUGGGAUUGUUGCCGAGAAAUGGUUCGACACACAAGACUGUCUCUACGACACGACGUGGUCAGAAGCACACGAGAACCAGAUUCUGGCCGCCUCGGGCGAUGGCAGUAUAAAGCUGUACGACAUUUCCCUCGACCAAUUCCCCAUUCAGUCCUGGUCCGAACAUGCCCGCGAGGUCUUCAGCGUGCACUGGAACCUUAUCGCCAAAGACACCUUCCUUUCCUCCUCUUGGGACGGCACAGUCAAGAUAUGGCGUCCUGAACUGCCCAACAGCGUCACCACACUACCCACGCAUUCAUGUACAUAUAGCGCACAAUUUAGCCCGCAUAGCCCGAGCGUGCUGAGUGCGGUGAGCUCAGACAGUCAUUUGCGGAUAUUCGAUCUGAGGACACCGGCGAGCGCCAGCAACCAUCUCACACUAAAGAUACCGAUUCAUGCGCCGCCGCGCCCGAAGAUGGGUCAGCCGAGUCCGAUGGGCGUACCUCCUUCCGAAGCUUUGACGCACGACUGGAAUAAAUACCGCGAUGGCAUUAUAGCGACCGCUGGUGUCGACCGGACGGUGCGAACGUUUGACGUCCGAGCGCCCGGUGCCGGCCCGAUGGCUGUACUUCCGGGACACGAGUACGCGGUGCGUAAAUUGACCUGGAGUCCGCAUCUCUCCGAUGUCUUGCUUAGUGCCAGUUACGACAUGACAUGUCGGGUGUGGACAGACGGUAGUGCUAUUGGCGCGCAGGGACCUAAUGAAACACCUGAUCCGAUGGCAUAUGGAGGAGGAAGAGAAAUGGGGAGAUUGAACAGACACACUGAAUUCGUGACUGGUGUUGACUGGUGUCUGUUUGGAGCAGAGGGAUGGGCUGCGAGCUGUGGCUGGGACGAACGACUGCUUGUCUGGGAUGUCAGACAGAUCAUGGCCCCAGGAGUUCAAAAAUUCUGAGAAUGGAAAGGAUUUCCACGGUGCUGGUGAAUGCAAUUCCCGGGAACUCGGAUGAGAGAGCCCUUCAUCCCACCAGGUCUCUACAUGGCUAUACAACCAGUCCCGCCUGUGGAAGUCGCAAAGCACACAGGACUCUGAAAUGUCGCUGAUCUACAAGGACUAUCAGCGCCGGACCUAGAAGUAAUGCCUAGCGCUCCGUUUUAAAGUAUCCGCCUGAGCGGCCUGGCUUAUCUC
Pseudovirgaria hyperparasitica is the source of this 1431-nucleotide messenger RNA. RefSeq names its product WD40 repeat-like protein. Lineage: Eukaryota; Fungi; Ascomycota; Dothideomycetes; Acrospermales; Acrospermaceae. The coding region runs from base 124 to 1197 and encodes 357 amino acids. Gene Ontology annotation, biological process: protein import into peroxisome matrix. The record is from RefSeq and is a predicted model, not a curated record. Gene Ontology annotation, cellular component: cytosol; peroxisomal matrix. The transcript has 2 exons. Gene Ontology annotation, molecular function: protein binding.